AGGUUUAGCUAUGGUAGAGCGUUUGGUUCUACUACGAAAGUAAACCUAAACAGUCAUUGCAGAUCCGUGUCAAGAGGAAGAGUUCUUGCCCUCCGACUUUAUACACGUUGCGAUACUUGUUCUUGUCGAGACCAGCAAGCUACGAGACAAUGUGUGGUCGUCAGCUGAUCAUGUCAGGUCGCCGUGCGGCCGCGCUCUUCGCGGCGACAUCAGACUCCUGUCUAUUCGUUUCUGGGAUUCUGAGGUCGCAGACUGGGAGUCCUGUAACCUCGUACGAGCGUUUUGUGGAUGCUGAUGUUCCGGAGGAAGUCAACGAGUUUGCGCCGCUUGAAGAAGCACUCCUCUCGGCGGGAACUACUGCGCAUGUACAACUACCGGUAUCAACGAGCGUUAUUAUCGGAGCAGAGCAGGCCAGAGCUGCGAUGCACGCGACGACAUCUCAAGAGGACGUCGACACAGAGCAGGUCUCCGAUUUGUUUCGCGGGCUACGGCUCCGGCCCUCGACCUCCCAGGAGGUCCGCGAGGACAACAGCAGUACGAGUGCAGCUCGUGCAUUGGGUGGUACUAAGUCAAACACGGGGUCGUCCGAGAGUUGUCGGAGUGCAGCAGCUUCAACCCCCUCGGCAGCCGCGCACAACAGCAAAAAACUUGCGUGUAGGAACAGCAGCGACAGCCUGGCAUCGGUGUCUACGGCUACACCGAUGCAUUCGGUCGGUUCCUGGGCUACCAUAAUUGCGGACGCCGAGACUGCAGCAAACGCAAAUCGAUCUCCGUUUUUCCUAACAAGCCCGUCUGUUUCCUGUUCCAGCCAAGACCUGCCACCGGUGUCCGCAAUCGGUGGUGAACAAGGAGUAGAUACGACGCAGUCACAUCAAGUUCAAGCUCGUUCUUCCCGCUACGCAAGAACCUCGCAGCACAGCAGGGUUACAACUGGACACGCAGAUGAUGAUGUUGACACGGAAAGGAAUAAACAUAAACCGGAAGAUGAUGAAUUGCACUUCGAGCAGGCCAUGGACGAUUUGGUUUUUCGCUUUCGAGAGUCGGUUGACGUAGGAUCGUGUGAGCAAGGUCGUGUCGAAGACUUCUCCGACCUGCGGUCUACUUCUUCUCGUGUUGCGAGUGGAACCAGCAGCGGGUCAUCUGGAAUGAACUACUGCAAUUCUUCUUCAACCCCGACAGCAGAAGGCUUGCUGAGUUCUUCUCCCUUGCAGCCUCUGUCCCCGGAGGAAGAAGAAAAAGUCAUCGCUGCGGCAAAGCAGUUGCGUGGCUGUUCCGACACACUAAAGGAAGCUUUGCUGAACACCAGCGCGGAGGGGGAUGGAGAGUCAUUUUUUGCCCGCGGCUCCUCCUCGGGGACCACGAAAAGCUCAGGGCUGCACCACUUUUACCCUCCAGAAUCUGCGACCGCAGCCGCUGCGGAGUGUGUCGAGCGUGCCAUUAGCGAGGUUGUGGCUGUUGUUGAGCCUUUUGUGCCCGACGACGCAGCACCUCCAGGUCGCGCGGCCGAGAGAGCUUCAGCACUGCAGGUAGAUGUGAAUGAACAAGAAACGCGUUCAUCUGGCUCAGCGCUCCACGACCAUGUCGUCGACGACUCGGAAGAGCAAGAAUUGGUCCGUCGUCAGAAGCGGGCUCUGGUUUUGAUGAUCGCUCUGCUGCAGGGUCUCUUACCCCUCGGAGACAACACCAUCAACAUGCUGUUCAUGCCAGCGAUCGCCGAGCGCAUGAGCCUGCCCUCCAGCGUGGAAACCAGCACGGACCUGCUGGUCGGGUGGAAAAACUCCGUGGCCGGAGCGCUCGGUGUCGUCGGGGGGCUUGCCUACAACCGGCUGGUGGAGAAGCUGGACGCCAAGAAGCAGUUCCGCAUGCUGCGACGGCUCGCGGCCACCGUCGGGGUUUCCGGCAUCCUGUUUUCCAUCGCGCUCCGGCAUCUGGAGCGCGAAAUGCAUCUUCUGGCGAGUCAUGACACGGCCGGAAAAGCUACCCCCGAAGGUACUACGACCGGGGAUGCUGCUGCCGAACUGUACCAAAGCAAACUGCUUUUUUUCUACUGGGCCAACGCAUGGAUCUGGGAUGGCAUGCAGGGCUUCUUCACUCCGCUUUUGGCGCACGUUGUGAAGGAAUUGUACGAGAAAAACGAGCCUGCUUCUGGUAGCGGCGGGGCGGGCGGUCACAGACAACUGCCUCCGGAAUCCUCACCUACUUUGUCAAGGAAUCAUCGAGAGCAAGAACAAGGUGGAACUAGCGCAACAAGAAGUACUAACGCGACCGCCUCGACGCAACAGGAAGUCGCGCAAGAUCAGGCGACCGCCCUGGCGCGGAUGGUGCAGGCCAUCUUCGCUGUGCCGGGACUUGGCAUGUACAUCGCCGCGUCGCGCGAAGAUCCGGCGGCGUGGACGCAAAAUCUAGUCGCUGCUCAGGCGGCCGUGGCAGGCGUUGGCCUCAUGCUCGCCGGUGGACCGCCGCAAAAGCUCCGCGGAGAAGGGGCGAAUGCCUGCCGGCGUUGGGAGUCCCUGUUCUCUGGAGGUCGUCGCGCUGCAAGCGAAGAUAGUCAACAAGCAGUGACGCAGCCGUGUAGAAGUACUGGUGUUGGUGGAGCUGCUGCCUCUGGUACAAGCUCGAGUAGCCGAUCCGAACCGCGGACUUCGACGCCGGAGCUUGAUGCGUGUGACGAGAAUGCCUCUUUCGUCCACGAUCGCGCCACAAAUGCUGGGCGUAUUAACGGGACGACGACGACCAGUGCCGCGUUUUCGCAAAACGACUUCGAGAGUCAGCGUCUCUUGGUUGCCCAGUGGAUGACGUGUCAGCUAGGAACGUCGGCGCACAAAUUUCUGUCGCCCGUCGCGUCCCGCAAACUGUGCGCCCCUUUGCUGCCGCCGAUCGUGUCGGACCUGGUGAUUACCCUGGGGACGCUGGCGGGUGCCGUGCUCGCGAGUACCACCAUCCAGCCGUGGCUGUUCAAAAAAAUUCGGGCACGCGUAGAAACAGCGAUUGCGAGCGAACACGAACGUUUACGCAGCGGUGUAAGUUCAUGUAGCUCUGGUACAGGAAGAGCAAAUGCGGUUUUUUGCUCCACCGGGGGCACUGGCGACGAUGAACAACCAGUGGAUAAUUUCGAACGAACGGGAGAUCACGCCACGCGAGAAAACGAUGUUGCGUGCAGGAAAAGGCGGCAGUUGGAAGCGGUAGCGUUCCGCGCACUCCCGCAGCUGUUGAUCUUUGUGUCCACCAACUUGUUCUUUUUCACAGUGCCGCGGCUCGGCGGAGAACAAAGUGGGUCGGCACCGCCGACAGCAGUCAAUUCAAGACCUGAUAGUAAAGCGGGUUUGUUGAAAAACGGCGGCAAGAGGACGACAGCAACUGGGACGAUCCGGCCCCGGGCGUCGUCUACCUCGAAAGCGCAAAACCGCCCGCGUGGUUUUCUGUCGCAGGAAAAAAUGAUGAAUACGUCGCGUGGUCAACAAAUGUCCUCCACGAACAAUAAAUCCAAACUUUCGCCGAAGAUGUUCCUCUCUCGUGCAGCGAGGCGGCGGCUCCAGGUAAAGAAGAACACCAAGCAGGUGGACCACCUGGGCGGGUUGAAAGUAGUUCUGGAGGACCUUCUGAAGCCUUUUGCCGAGCUCGGCGAUAUUGUUCCCAAGGCAGCACAGAGCGUCGCCCCGGUGCUCAGCGGUGUUGUGGCACUGACUUUGUUGAUUGUGAUGCAAACGGCCGUGGGAAUUUUUCUAGCUUUGGCGUCCUCCUCUACGCAACAGAAGAUUCGGUACUUGUCGCACUUUUCGACCGGGGACUGUGUGUGCAACUACGUGUUGGGCCCGUUUUUGACGUCGCAGGUGAUCAGUGCACUGACGGCGAAUCAGGAUGCUCUGCACCUUUCCGGAGAAGACGCCUCCACGCAGGUGACCGUCCAGAUCUGUUCCCUAUUCUACCUCGCUGCCGCCAGUCUCAACUUUGCUUACGACCGCCUGGCAGGGGAUCCGACAACCGGGACCACGGCGGAAGGUGGAGCUGCGGAGAACCAGCAGGAUCACGUGCCGACGCCUAGUGCAUCCACCUGUGCGGGAACGAGUAAGAUGGCAGCGACGUCAUCGAGUAGUGCAAACUCAGUUGAUCCGAGUCCACGGAGCGCCAGUGGAGCUGGAAGUAGUAGUGGUGACUCUACUGUUGCAGCUGCACCUACUCGUACUGGCGCGCCUGCUUUCACUCCUGCUCCCUUGGAGCCUGCAGCGAGACCCGCAUCCCGGAAUUAAAGUGGGGGGGAAGAUGAGGAGUCUGCAGUUGUGGCUAUACGAAGAGCACAUUGCUGCAUGCCGCAGUGGUCACUGACCCUAAAAUUUUACGAAUAUAAAGUUUCAUUUCAAAAAUGAAGUAUGCUCAAAGAAAGGGAAUCGGAAUCCCAACGAACGAGGAUGAUCAUGAUGCUUUUUGAGUUUCACGUGCCACCACGAUCCUUGAGCCUCGAAGUUUCUGACAGCACACUUGGUAUACACUACUGUUUUUGGCGAACUACAGUACAUACCAAGGUGAUAUGAUGUAAUUUUAAGUUGUGCUUCACAUUGUCUUGUGUUUCUCAAAGUUGAUGGGACUGCAUAUAUUUCUAUCCAGCGAGCUUGUUUAUAUUUGUAUUUUACUCGUCCGGCCACUGUUCUGCAUUGUUGCGAAAAUUUGAUUGGUUACAAUAGAGAAUAAAGUAAGUACUUCUAUUACGAAGAACAAGUGGAAGCUGGGUGGUCGUGGUUUCUACAGAAAUGCAAUAUUGCUGACAACAACCGAAACCGAUGCAGCUUUCGGCGUUUUGUAUGCGAUGCACGUCGAGCAAUGCUACGUUGUGUGAUUUGCCUGGGGUAUGUGAAUAAGAUUAAGAAACGGCGUAGUUGAUGAAAUAUUUU
Amoebophrya sp. A120 is the source of this 4886-nucleotide messenger RNA. Lineage: Eukaryota; Dinophyceae; Syndiniales; Amoebophryaceae. The record is from the annotation of a GenBank genome assembly.